This is a messenger RNA of Amaranthus tricolor (Joseph's coat), 586 nucleotides long. RefSeq names its product acyl-CoA-binding protein. Gene Ontology annotation, biological process: fatty acid metabolic process. The coding region runs from base 173 to 442 and encodes 89 amino acids. Gene Ontology annotation, molecular function: fatty-acyl-CoA binding. The record is from RefSeq and is a predicted model, not a curated record. The transcript is spliced from 4 exons. Lineage: Eukaryota; Viridiplantae; Streptophyta; Magnoliopsida; Caryophyllales; Amaranthaceae.
GAAAAAGAAUAUAUCUAUAUAUAUAUAUAUAUAUAAAGAAUAUUUCUUUCUUACAUGUUUAUAAAUACUACCAUUCCAAAAUCAUUAUUCAUACAAGCAUUGGCAAGUAGAAGUAUAGUUCUGCAAUUUUCGCUGAUCACUCAUAUUAAAUCAAUUCAUUCACUCAUCAACAAUGAGUCUUAAGGAAGAGUUCGAACAAUAUGCUGAGAAGGUGAAGACUUUACCUAGUGCUACUAAUGACGAUUUGCUCAUUCUUUAUGGAUUAUACAAGCAGGCCACUGUUGGAGAUGUGAACACAGAUCGCCCUGGAUUGUUUGAUCCGAAGGGAAAGGCGAAAUGGGACGCUUGGAAGGCUAAUGAAGGAAAAUCCCAAGAUGAUGCCAUGAGCAAUUACAUCACAAAGGCCAAGCAACUGUUGGAGGCAGCAGGCCUUUCUGCUUAAUGCUUGCAGUCGCUCUAAUUUCGUCGUGUCUUCCUAAAUUAAUCGAAUUUCACUAUUGUACUUCCGUUAUUCAUAAUAAUGAGUUAUCUAUGAACCUUUAAUUUAUAAUUGAUGGCCGUGACAUUUCAGUCAUGCUUCUAUUUA